AUGAAGAUUUCAGCCAGAUGCAGUCACGUACUGGCGUGGCUUCUGCUGACUUGCACGCAAGGCAUCAAAGUGACGGUGAACUUGCCUGCCAAGGAAAAGAAGUGCUACGGAGAGCAGGCCGCUAGGAUGGAGCUCCUAUUUGUCGAGCUCAGCGUUGCAGACGGAAACAAGGUGGGUGUGACGGUGCUCAGUCCUCAUGCAACCAUCUUCUCCGAGCAUGACAGGCAACAGGUGAAAACAGCUUUCACGACGCAAGAAGCUGGUCCUCAUUGGGUUUGCAUACAGAACGAUGCGCCCGCGGCAGCGGAAGUCUUGCUGACCGUGUUGCUCGGUCCAGAAGCCAAAGACUACUCGCAGGUUGCCAAGAAGGAGCACCUGGAAGAGUCGCAGGUUGCUCUACGAAGAGUAGAAGAGUCCUUGCGGAACUACCAUAGCAACGUGCUCUACAUCAGAGCACGAGAGGAGCGCAUGAGGCAGACGAAUGAUUCCACUGCAAGCAGAGUAAUCUUCUUCUGCCUGUUCAAUGUGUUCCUCAUGAUUGGUGUGGGUGGCUGGCAGAUGCUGUACUUCAAGCGCUUCUUCCGGUCAAAGAAGAUCAUCUGA
Molecule: messenger RNA, 603 nt
Organism: Symbiodinium natans
Lineage: Eukaryota; Dinophyceae; Suessiales; Symbiodiniaceae
Source: the annotation of a GenBank genome assembly